This is a messenger RNA of Ochotona curzoniae (black-lipped pika), 1158 nucleotides long. RefSeq names its product male-specific lethal 3 homolog. Bases 1 to 1062 code for a protein of 353 amino acids. Gene Ontology annotation, cellular component: MSL complex; nucleus; NuA4 histone acetyltransferase complex. NCBI's taxonomy places the organism in Eukaryota, Metazoa, Chordata, Mammalia, Lagomorpha, Ochotonidae. The record is from RefSeq and is a predicted model, not a curated record. Gene Ontology annotation, biological process: chromatin organization; regulation of DNA-templated transcription. The transcript has a single exon.
AUGGAGGACAGACGCGUGACCGUGGAGAUCCCCGAAGUCCUCAGGGAGCAGCUCGAGGAGGACUAUUACCGCGUCACCAGGAGGAAGCAGCUGGUGAGCCUCCCGUGCCAGCCCAACGUCAUAGCCGUUUUGGAAUCCUACGUGCGGCACUUUGUGGUCCAGGCAGCCGCCCAGGCCAACGGGAGGCCCGGGCACCGGCCCCUGGCCGCGCCCGCUCACCCGGAUGCCAGCCCUGGCCCGGGCGACAGGCCUGUGGGCCUCUGCAAGGAGAUGGCCGAUGGCCUGCGCAUCGCCUUCGAUCACGCUCUCCCGUUGGUGCUGCUCUAUCCACACGAACAGGCUCAGUAUAAAAAGGUAGGGUCGUCUAAGUGUUGCCUGGCAGCGAAGGAAAAGGCCGCCAACACCCUCAGCCAGGAGGAGCUUCCGCCCCAUCCACCGUGGCUGAACCCGUCUACACCGCAGCCCACAGCGGAGGAAGCCAGACCUGAAGCCUUGUGGUCCCUGAGGAGGUCCAGACGCCACCUCGGCCAGCUGGGUAGGCCGAGGGACAGCAGCGCCUCGCCGCUCCCCAAGCGGCUGCUGCAGGACACGGGCAUGGCUGCGGGGCCGCUGGCCCUGGACGAGAAGGGGCCUGGAGAGCUGCCCUGCCAGGAGGCUGGCUUUGCCGACCGUGAAGGGAGAACUGAUGCAGCGAAGAUGCCCUCCUGGAGGCUGGUGCCAGAGGACUACCCGCCGGCCGAUGAGCCGCCCCCACCCAGCUGCGUGUACGGGGCCCAGCAUUUGCUGCGCUUGUUCGUGAAGCUCCCCACGAUGCUUCCCAAGAUGGGUUUCCGUGAGAAGAACCUGAAGGCUUUACUGAAGCUCUUCGAUCUCUUCCUGGGGUUUCUAGCAGAUCACCGAGAUGCCUUCUUCCCAGAGUCGGCUUACGUUUCUGCCAGUGAGGCCCUCUGCAGCACCAGGAGCCCCAGGGCAGUUUCCUGCUUCGAUGGUUCCAGAAGAACAACUGCUGCAUCUACCCCUGUGCUCUGGGCUCCAGGUGAAGAAGAAGUGAUGAAAAGAUAGACUUGUGCACAGAGCAUGUGCAUGCCAGGCCCACCCUGGGCACUAGGGCAGAGGCGUGGUGUUUCUAAGAAUUAUUUCUGGGGUACACAAAUGUCC